Messenger RNA from Besnoitia besnoiti, 4359 nucleotides. RefSeq lists its product as uncharacterized. The transcript has 2 exons. The record is from RefSeq and is a predicted model, not a curated record. The coding region runs from base 1 to 4359 and encodes 1452 amino acids. NCBI's taxonomy places the organism in Eukaryota, Apicomplexa, Conoidasida, Eucoccidiorida, Sarcocystidae.
AUGGUGCACAUCGCUGCUGUCUGCCACGGGGGGGCUGGAAGCUCCUUUGAUGUAGACCGUGGCAGGGCCCCGAACUGCGAAGGCUCCCCUAUGAACUCCUCAGAGGCCGCCGCCGAUGCAUGCCCAGCACCGACGGGCUGCCAGGUCAGAGGCUGCGAAAGUGGGGAGCGACAGAGCUGCGGCACUCACUCGGCGGAAGCGUCUCAGGGCCGUGAACGAGGGGAAGGCCCCGUCGCGACGGGAGACGAGGGCGUCUCCAGCGAUACGCAGGAGGAGGAUCCUGCCUUGUGGACGUGGCUAAACGAGCGGCUGUGUCUUUGCUACGUGUCGAUCCUUCAGCAGCACCCUCCCGGGAAAGCUGUGACUGCGUUCGCGAAUGCAAACAAGACGGCAUCUGCGGGGGAGGAGGGAACGGGCGAGCCCCACUGCGAGCGUGGCGGUUCGCCUCUGCCGUCGGUCCUCUCGGCCUCCUCGCGCUCUCCGUUGAGUUUUUUCGUCUCCUCUUCCUCGCCUCCGCCGUUCGACCGGCCGUUUCCGGCGCGGUCUGCGGAAACGGAGCACACAGCCACGGGCAGGCACUGGGCGGGGCGCGGCGCCGUGGCGGCAGCGGCCGUCCCUCCCGAAGUGACGCUGCGCUGGCUGAGCAGUCUCCCGCCGUGCCGCAGACAGAACAUCUUGCAGGUUCUGCGGAAGAUGAAAGAAGAAGAGGAAGCGGCGCUGUGGGGCGAGACAGACGACGAAGAGGAACUCGACGACGCGACAGCGAGUUCCUACGAAGGGCAACGCCCAGCAGCUGACGAAGCAGGGGGGGACAGCGGCCCGCCGCCCGGGGACGAAGCGAGUUCAGACGCCGGUGGUGCGCGAGGUUCCAGUGAAUCCGGCAAGAUUAGUUCGCAGCACAAACGAAGGCGCCUUGAAGAAGCGGGCGGUCAUGACCAGGGUGGCAUGAGCGAUACUGGCAGAGACGCAGAAACCGCGGAUGUCUUGAGUGGACAGAAGGAGGAAACUAUGUCGCGCCGGGCACUGGUUGGAGAUGAAGCGCCUGGAGUGCGUUCUGUUGCUCGGUUUAAUACCUUGUCAGGUCCGCAUACGAAUAUUUCACUCUCCUCUCGAUCUUUCUUCCUCUUUCCACCCGAGUCGUCCGCCCUGAGCAGUUGUGUGCUGGCGGCGCACUCGUCGUUGUCUCCGUGGUCCUCGGAGUCUGUCUUUCUGCCCGCUGGCUGUGGGGGCACUUGGCCGGGGGCCGCGGGCGUCUGGGAGCAAGCAGGGGUCAAGCCGGCGUUUCAGUUGGGUGAGUUGGUCAUGCACAGCUGGCAGGGGCGUUUCCAGCUCGCGAUCGUGUUGGAGAGAAGAAUUUUUUUCGCUCAGGCUCCACAAGGCAGUCUGGGGGGGAGGCGCGGCGCAGACGCGGCGUCGCAGCAGCAGGAGCAUGCAUGCUUCGAGGCGAUGGCGGACGUGCUUGUGUCUCCCGUCGCGCUGAAGGAGGAGAAGGAGCGACAGAGGCGGGGCAAGAGGAGGAGGAAAGAGGACGGGCGCCGGCGGGGGGAAGACGGGGACGAUGAUCUGCGGAGGAAAGGACAGGAGGCGUGGGGUACGGUCGACGAUUCGGACGCGGAAAGCGACAGCAGCGACGACGACACCUUCUUCCGCGCGGCCCCUGAAGGUGGCAGCCACACAGACUCCGACGAGAGUGCCUCGAGCGCGUCGCCUUCGUCUGGGCGCGGAGCCGCCUGCCGACUGCGCAAAAAGUUUGAAGUCAUCUACCGAGUUGUCUGUCUGGGCUACAACAAGAUAGCCACGAGGAAGAGCUUCGGCGAGUGGACUCGCGAGAGCCGCUUGAUGGUGGUUGACGGCGUUGACGUUCUCCGCAAAUGCCGCGCACACAACGAGCGAGCGAUUCGAGACGUCAAGGAGGCGGGCCUGAACGCCUGGCAGGUCCAGGCGGAGGCCGUCCCGUCGCAGCGCUUCGGCGGCCUCUCCAGCGUCUCUGUCUCCAAGGCCCAGCCCAAGGAGGCCGUCGAGAGCGAAGGCGCGCAGGCGGAGAGGAACGCCAGAGAGGGCAGCGCAGGCGGAGCGCGCGGCAGAGGGAGAGGACGAAGGGGCGCGCGGUUCGCCAGAGGGGGGAGGGGGUCUCGGGGCGGCAGCCGAGAAGGCGGCUCGCCCAGGGAGGAGGAGGCAGCGAGCGGCGACCCUGGAGCUGAGGCGCCCCGGGGAGGGACCGCGCGAGGCAGGGGCAGGGGAAGGGCCGCACGGAGCCCCGCGGCGCCGCGGCGGCCGUCGGAGAACGCAGGCGAUGACGAGAGUGAGGCAGGGGACCGCGACGAGUCGACGGAAUGGGAGCGCGAAGCUGCGGAAAGCAUGCACAAGCAUGCGGCGGCAAGAAAUUGCGACGACAAGGGCAGAGAGAGGCAAGCGAAGGCUGAGCGCUUGAGACGGAAACUGUUCGAUGACAUGGAGCAGCUGAAGAAGGCAGAAGAAAGUCGAAGGCAAGAAGAGGUCUCCCCCGACAGGGAAGAUGGGUGUGCCCGCCAGAGCGGAAAGCGAGCGGAGGGCGGCAAGGCGGUGGAAAGGAAACCGGUCGAGAUUCAUCCUCUGUGGAAGCUUCCGCGCUGGCUGGCCGCCCGUUUGAACCAGAACCGCUCUCUCAUUCUCCUGCGGUCAUUUCCGAUGAUGCCACACGAGCUCCGAGCUGCAAGAGUUGACAGCAGUGCUGGUGCGAGUACCGGGCGGCGUGGCUCUUUGCCCGCGUCGGAGUCUCCGCCGCCGUUGGGAGAACUGACGGUCGCGGAGUUGCAGGAGAGGUUUGAGCGAGCCCUUUUCGCGUUCAUCAGAGAGAAGAAGCGUCGCGAAGAAGAGAAGACCGCGGAGCCGAGACGCCCUGCAGGAGUGGCUGGAAGCAGCAUGAGUACAUCUAUUCCAUGUGUGAUCAAAGCGGAUGGCGUGUCUCCAGGGGUGGGCGCGACAGCGAACUCCCCUUCCUCAUUUCAUACAUCACUAUCCGCAUCCUCCGCUGCAUCGCCUUGCCCGUCGGCUUCUCAAGCUCGCAACGACAAGCGCACAGACUGCGCCGUUCAUCGGGGCGAAACCAAGUUGUCUUGCGACUCCGCCACAGAAGUAGAAGGGACAACGCAUAACCAGACGCAGGGCGUGGAGAAUGCUUCGUUUGAAGGUGAACAAGGGGUGGAACACAAAAGUGUGCAGGGGCCACAGGCCGCCUCAGCGAGUCAGCAGCUCUCGACGCAGUCUACAAGAGGCGGAGAGAGCGUCCUGUCUACGUCGGGCUCGCCGAGCGUUGCAGUGAAUGAGAAGACUGAAAGGGGUGCCCCGGGUCCUGCAGACGUAGAAGGCUCCACUGGCGAUGCAGCUGUGUCGGGCAUCGCCGAAGCCGUGACGGAGAAGGAGGGGGCAGAGGGACGUGAAGAGACCAGCUGCUCCGGAGUCCGCGGCUCCGGACCGGUCUCGUCGCCCGCUUCGUCUCUGCCAGCCGGUGAUUCGGGUUCAGACGCAAAGGCGUCUCAGGACUCUUCCGCCUCUCGCGUCGAGCAAGAAGUAGCGCAGAGUCCGGUUAUCGGAGCAUCUGUCUCCCCUUCAUCAUCUUCAGCGUCCUCUCUGGCCCCGCUGCCGACGUCCGCGCCACCGCCUGGCGCAGCGAGCGGGCGCUGGGCGGCGUCUGGUUCCUACACUUCGUCCUCUCCGGCGGCGUCCACUACGACUCCGUCGGACUCUGCUUCGUCUUCUCUUCCCCCGCCUUCUCCGCCUGCGUCUUCGGGUUCAGCCCCCCCUGCGUGUGUGUUGUGUCCCUCGGCGUCCGAUCUGUCGUCGGCUGGUUCUCCACUGUCCCUUUCUUUGGCAGCGUCUCCGCUGCCGCUGGCUUCUCCUUCUUCCCCCGCGUCUUGCCGCGGCGUCGGCUCGCCCUGUCCCUCGGAGAUCUCUCGAGGGUCGUGGGACGCGGGCGUCGAGGCGGAGUGUGCCUUCUUCAGUUCCCAGUUCGCGCACCUUUCGGCUGCAGACGCCCAGGCUCUGUGGGGUCCGCUGACGGGUGUGGUGGCUUUUCAAGUCGACUGGCUAGAUAAACACUUUCUUGCGCUUGCGUGUCACACCGAGGAGGAAGCGGCGGACCUCCGAGAUCAUCAGCGGAGGCAACAGUCUCGCCGCCUCUCAGAAAUCGUCGGUCUGGAGCAUUGGGCUCGGUGUCUCCAUCCUGCGACGAUGGCGCGACACCACCUGGGGCCCGUCCUCGAGAGGCUUCCUCUGCCUCUUCAAAAGCAGUUUGUUCGCCUCAUGCAGUUGACUGUCCACUAUCUCACUCAUCUGUGGAAACGAAAGAUCGAAGAGAGCAGCAGAAAAGGGGUAAAAUGA